AUGGUAUCCCCCGCACCAUCUUCGACCCCGCAUUUGGAAGGGCAGGUCAAUGGCGCCAAUGCCCUCCCCGUGCGCUCCGGUCCCAAGUUGUACGGCAGCAACGAUGGCUCUUAUUCAGGCGCUGGAACUCCCAUUGGGUUUCAAAGACACCCUCACAACAAGACCCUGGACAAUGUUGCUGGGUCAAGUUUGCGCCAACCCUCUCCUCAGCCCACCCAUUUGGGCAUUCCAGGUGGUAGCCCGCACCGCAUUUUGUCGGAGGAAGAUCCCGGCUAUGUUGCUGCCAAGUUUGAGGGCAAGGAAAAGCAGAUGGAGCAAGUCAUGGACCAGCUGGAGAGCAAAGGUUUCAUUCCCAGCGAAUUCGUCGUCGGAGAAACCGAAUGGUUCUACAAUCAGCUUGGGAUCGACGAUACCUAUUUCCAGACCGAAUCUGUGGAUGCCAUCGUCACCCAAAUCCUCUCCCUUUAUGCGGCCAAGGUUGCAGCUUACGCCCGUGAUGACAAGAAGCUCGAGAUCCGUCUGGACAAGGAGGCUGAAGAUCAUGCCGUCUAUAUCGACACCAGCAAACCCGGCAUGGCAAGUGUCGAUGGUCCACGAUACGAGCAAAGAAUUGACAAGAAAUAUAUCAAUGGCUCGACCCCGGAAAACAGCUACCGUGUAGAGACUUUCCGGUCGCCAACCUCGAUGCCUGGCGAUGAUGGUCAGCAGCUCCGUUGCUACUUCGUGUACAAGUGCCAGUUCGCAAACCCCAACCCCGGCCCCAAUGAGACCAAUAUCGAUAUCAUCGGUGAGAAGAGGUUUCUGCAGAAGGCAACGGCCAAUACCAAGGCCAUCUACCAGGAGAUCAUCAGCAACGCCGUUGCUCGGUCCGGUCCCGUCAUCGAGAUGUUUGAGAUCGAGAAAAGUCGUGAAAAGAGACUGGUCAUUGCCUAUCGUCAAGGUUCUGCCAUGGGUUUGUUCAGUGCACUUUCCGAUCUGUACCAUUACUACCGUUUGACAAGUUCCCGGAAGUACCUGGAGAACUUCUCCAACGGUAUUACCGUCAUUUCUCUCUACCUGCGCCCCGUGAAGGAUGCAGAGAUCGCCGCCAAAUAUCCACCCAUCGAGGCAGCUAUCCAUCAGAUCAUCAAAGAAGUCUCUCUCCUAUACUGUAUCCCUCAAAACAGAUUCCAGCAUCACUUUGCCAGCGGUCGUCUUAGCUUACAGGAAACCAUCUAUGCGCACUGUGCCUGGGUGUUUGUACAGCAGUUCCUCAACCGUCUGGGCUCCGAAUACAUUUCUCUAUCUGAUCUGCUGGACUCCAACAACAGCGUCCAUGCAGAGCUAUUGGCUAAGAUCAAGAAGCGGCUUCGUACCGAAACGUUCACCUCUGACUACAUCUCGGAGAUCGUCAAUAAAUACCCGGAGCUCAUCCACAAGCUCUACUUAGAUUUUGCCAAUACCCACUACGUGCAAACACGCGGCCCUGCCGAGGAUGAUUUUCUACCAACCCUGAGUUACCUCAGGCUUCAGGUUGAUGAGGUUCUGGAUGGCCCGAAGCUCAAGCAGCUCAUCACGAGCACCGCGGCUAAUGAACACGACGAGAUGGUCAUGAGCGCCUUCCGUGUGUUUAAUGCCUCGAUUUUGAAGACGAACUUCUUCACCCCCACCAAGGUGGCCCUCAGCUUUCGGCUUAACCCGGAGUUCCUGCCGGAACAUGAGUACCCCCAGCGCCUGUAUGGUAUGUUCCUGGUCAUCAGCUCUGAGUUCCGAGGAUUCCAUCUACGGUUCCGCGACAUCGCUCGUGGAGGCAUCCGUAUCGUCAAAAGCAGGAACAAGGAAGCUUACAGUAUCAAUGCCCGCUCACUGUUCGACGAAAACUAUAACCUGGCCAACACGCAGCAGCGCAAGAAUAAGGAUAUCCCCGAAGGCGGUGCUAAGGGUGUGAUCCUUCUGGACGUGAACCACCAGGACAAAGCCCGUGUCGCCUUCGAGAAGUACAUUGAUAGUAUCUUGGACCUUUUGCUGCCGCCUGUCAGCCCGGGGAUCAAGGAUCCGAUUGUUGAUCUGCAUGGAAAGGACGAGAUUCUCUUCAUGGGACCUGACGAGAACACGGCCGAGCUUGUGAACUGGGCCACCGAACAUGCGCGGAACCGAGGCGCUCCCUGGUGGAAGUCUUUCUUCACCGGAAAGAGCCCCAAGUUGGGCGGCAUCCCUCACGAUACCUAUGGCAUGACAACCUUGUCUGUUCGACAAUACGUCCUCGGAAUUUACCGCAAGUUGAAGAUCGAUCCUUCUACUGUCCGGAAACUGCAAACUGGUGGCCCCGAUGGUGACCUGGGCUCGAAUGAGAUCCUUCUCUCCAACGAAAAGUACACUGCUAUUGUGGACGGAUCUGGUGUCAUUGUUGACCCCCAGGGCCUGAACCACGAUGAGCUUGUGCGACUUGCUAAGAAGCGAGUGACCAUUUCUGAAUUUGACCUAUCGAAGCUUUCUGCGGAAGGUUAUCGGGUGCUGGUCGAUGAGAGUAACGUCAAGUUGCCAAGUGGUGAGAUUGUCCACAAUGGAAUGACCUUCCGCAAUACAUUCCAUUUGCGCCGGGACCAGCAGUACGAUAUGUUUGUUCCUUGCGGAGGUCGUCCAGAGUCCAUUGAUCUUUCGACUGUUGGAAAGCUCAUCCGGGAUGGCAAGUCUAUCAUCCCGUAUAUGGUUGAGGGCGCCAAUCUGUUCAUCACCCAAGACAGCAAGCUUCGACUCGAGAGAGCCGGCUGUGUUUUGUUCAAGGACGCCUCUGCCAACAAGGGUGGCGUAACGUCGUCCUCGCUCGAAGUGCUUGCUUCCUUGUCUUUCGACGACAAGGAGUUCGUUGAAAACAUGUGCGUUCGCGAAGAUGGCACCGUGCCAACAUUCUACAGUGAUUACGUCCGACAGGUGCAGGAGAUCAUCAAGCAGAACGCUACGCUUGAAUUCGAAGCCAUCUGGCGCGAGCACAUGCAAACCGGUGUGCUCCGCAGUGUGCUGAGCGAUCGCCUCAGUGUGGCCAUCACCAAACUCGACGAAGAGCUGCAGGAGACAGAGCUCUGGGAUAACCUGGAGCUCCGCCGAUCUGUCCUGGGCGAUGCUUUGCCAAAACUUCUUUUGGACAAGAUUGGUCUCGAGACCAUUCUUGGACGGGUUCCGGAGAGCUACCUGCGGGCCAUCUUUGGCAGCUACCUUGCCAGCCGCUUCGUAUACGAAUAUGGUAGCGGCCCUUCUCAGUUCUCCUUCUUUGACUUCAUGACCAAGCGUCUCGCCCAGCUUAAGGCAUAG
This is a messenger RNA of Aspergillus tanneri, 3288 nucleotides long. It is a transcript of the gene GDH2, whose product is annotated as glutamate dehydrogenase (NAD(+)). Gene Ontology annotation, molecular function: L-glutamate dehydrogenase (NAD+) activity. The coding region runs from base 1 to 3288 and encodes 1095 amino acids. The record is from RefSeq and is a predicted model, not a curated record. The transcript has 4 exons. Gene Ontology annotation, cellular component: mitochondrion. NCBI's taxonomy places the organism in Eukaryota, Fungi, Ascomycota, Eurotiomycetes, Eurotiales, Aspergillaceae.